UGAUCCAAUCCUAGGAUGCAUUUAGUGGCUGCAAUCCCAGUUAUUUACUCAGGAUAUAGUUGCAAGCAAGGAUGGUUCUUCACACCGUGCAGCAGUGAUCCAAGUUUGAGGGGACUGAAGAACAUUCUGAGGAUACACAUAAAGAAGGUCAAUUGUUCAGACUGGGAGCAAAUCCCUAUCCCAGCUAGUGUUAGAUCUGUAGUUGCCCUAAAUCUUCCUAGUUAUGGAAGUGGAAGAAACCCAUGGGGAAAUUUGAAGCCAGACUAUUUGGAAAAGAAAGGCUUCGUUGAAGCGCAUGCUGAUGAUGGUUUGCUAGAAAUUUUUGGUCUGAAGCAUGGAUGGCAUGCUUCAAUGGUUAUGGCUGAAGUGAUCUCUGCCAAACACAUUGCACAGGCUUCAGCUAUUCGUUUUGAGCUCAGAGGGGGAGAAUGGAAAGAAGCUUUCAUGCAGAUGGAUGGUGAGCCAUGGAAACAGCCAAUAAACAAGGAUUUUUCGACAUUUGUUGAAAUGAAGAGGGUACCUUUUCAGUCAGUUAUGGUUCAUGGAGACUAAAUUCAACAGCUCCUCUGGUUUUCUGGACAACUAUGAAUGACAUUGCGAGAGCUUGUCUGCCUGUGAUUAUUGUAAAUCUUUUUUUUCCCUUUGAACCUAAUGUUAUAAAGUUUACUGCCUUGGCUAUUUGUGUACAAACACCGCAGUUUUCAACCCUUGUAACUAAAGUCCCCGUUGCACGCUUGUUUGUCUGCAACAGUUUCACAUUUGCAUUAGACUUUGUAAUAUUAUAAUUUCAUCAAAGAAUUGCAAAGUUCUUGCUUUACUUCAUAAA
Molecule: messenger RNA, 826 nt
Organism: Coffea eugenioides
Lineage: Eukaryota; Viridiplantae; Streptophyta; Magnoliopsida; Gentianales; Rubiaceae
Product: diacylglycerol kinase 7-like
Exons: 6
Coding region: 16-552 (178 amino acids)
Molecular function (GO): ATP-dependent diacylglycerol kinase activity
Source: RefSeq, a predicted model, not a curated record